UACAUCGCGGUUUUGUCGAAGUUGUUGAUUUUUUUAGUUUUUAGUGAAUACAUUUUAUUAAAUUUAAACUGCGGGUGAAAUAAUAGUGCAGUUUUGAUACGAAUAAUGGAUUCUACGAUAUCAGUGUCGAAGGGCGUCUUUGUGUUCAAAAACGGUGCCACCAGGGCGAAGGGUGCUCGCCGCAAGGUCCAACCGUGCCGCAGUCUGCUGGACGGGGCCACGACGGGGGCGUUUUGGUACCGCAGCUACGAGCGGCAGUGGAAGCGGGUCAGCGAUGCGCUGGAAAAGCUACUGUCGAGUAGCUACGAGAAGAUCCUGGACGAUUUGCUGGGGUUUGUUGAGGGGUGCCACCGGGGCAUCGAGUACAGUUCGGUGCUGCCGACGGCGGCGCUGCUGACCGGAAUCAAUCAGAUCGAUCAUUUGUCCCAGUUUGAGACGUUGGCGGGGAACAUCCGGAACAAUACGUUUUCGCUGGUGGUGCUGCUGCAGUCUAGGGAUUGCCCGAGCAUGAAGGCCGCCGUGGAGACGAUUGUGGCGGGGUUUGUCGAGGAGCAGCGUGCGGCGGAUGAGGAUGCGGAUAGUAGACAGCUGAGGAGGAAUCAGCUGAAUUUGGGGGUGUUGAGGGCGUGGUAUCUGGAGAAGCAUGGACAUCUGGAGAAGAAGCCAAACUUGAGCAUCAUAAUGCCGGACUUUGAGGUGUUCAGCCCGGAUGUGCUGCAGGACAUGAUUCUGGUGUUGAAUUCUUACUCUACCGAGUUGCCAUUCGUGCUAAUCCUUGGAGUUGCCACGUCGGUAGCCACGAUCCACAGCGUGCUGCCGUACCACGUGACGAGCAAGAUCAAGCUGAGCAUAUUCCAGUCGGAACCGUCGGUGACGAAUUUGAACAAAACGCUUGAUAGUGUCCUGCUGACGCCGUUCUGCCCGUUCCAUCUAUCCGGCAAGGUAUUCAAGCUGCUGAUGGACAUUUUCCUGUUCUACGACUUCUCGGUCAAGGGUUUUAUCGAGGGAUUCAAGUACGCCCUCAUGGAGCACUACUUCCAAGGUAACAUCUACGGACUGUGCAGCGUGACGAGCGAUCGCGACGAGCUGGAGGAGGCGGUCGAAAACCUCACCGCUACCGAGGUGGAAAGCAUCCGACAGCUGCUGUCGUUCCGGCCAUUGAUCGAAUCGCUGGACAAUCCCCAGGAGGUGGUCGAUUUCCUCACCAAGGACCACUACCUUCGGCGGAUGUUGCCCUCGAUGUUGCUCGAGGUGCACAACUUUUGGUUCAUGUUCCACUGCACGCUGGAGAUGCUGCAGGUGCUGGUGCAGGACUUGCCACGGGGACCGCUGGGGAAGCAGUUGAGGGAGCUUUAUGAGCAUUGUAUUUCUUCCGACGUUACUCAGAUGGCAGAGUUUAAGGAGUGUAUGCAGCUGGUGGCGUUCAUGUCCAAAGAGGAGAUUCUUGGCAAAGUCUUGAAGAUGAUUGAAGUUAUUCUGAAGUUCAAGGAUAUGAACGAUGAAGCAUGCAUUCGCGGUGAAACCAUCUUUGAGGUGGAGCCGCUCGAGCAAAUGAGCGACGAUCUUGAACAUCUGACCAACGCGAUCGCCCGAGCCGGCAUGGAAGUGGUACCAGAAGAUCUGGAAGAACCAACCGCCAACGUAAUCAACUCACCCAAAAUGAACCGCCAGGAGCUUCAAGCCAAACUGCUCAGCGCCGCCCGUCAACCGAAGCAGGAAUCCGCCUUCACCAAGGCCAUCAACGCACUCGUAGCCUACAUCACCAACGAAAUCUUCCGCAAAUAUCUGCGCCCGCUGAGCCGCGGCCCACCGCUCAUCGAACUGUUCGUGUUCAACGACGCGGCCACCAUCCGGCGCCACAUCGUGGGCGUCCCGAGGGCGGCCGUCCACACGGCCCUCAACAACCCGCACUACUACCUGCAGUGCGGCUGCUGUGAGCUCGAGGACGACCACAGCCUGGUGCCGACGAUGCCGGACCUGUCCGUUGCGUACAAACUGCACGCCGAGUGUGGCCGCAUGAUCAACCUGUUCGAUUGGUUGCAGGCGUUCCGGACCGUGGUGGACGACAGGAACGCAGACGAGGAAGAGCAGGAGCGACACAUCGAUCCGCAGAUUCAGGCAAGGUUCACGCGUGCGGUGGCGGAGCUUCAGUUCCUGGGCUUCAUCAAGACAUCCAAGAAGAAGACGGAUCACGUGACAAGACUCACGUGGUGAGCUGGGCUCAGUUUUUGGUGGAUAUUUUUCAGUGCGAGAUCUCUUCGAUUGUA
Messenger RNA from Culex pipiens pallens (northern house mosquito), 2267 nucleotides. It is a transcript of the gene Orc3, whose product is annotated as origin recognition complex subunit 3. Gene Ontology annotation, cellular component: nuclear origin of replication recognition complex; DNA replication preinitiation complex; nuclear pre-replicative complex. NCBI's taxonomy places the organism in Eukaryota, Metazoa, Arthropoda, Insecta, Diptera, Culicidae. Gene Ontology annotation, biological process: DNA replication initiation; DNA replication. The record is from RefSeq and is a predicted model, not a curated record. The transcript is spliced from 5 exons. Gene Ontology annotation, molecular function: DNA replication origin binding. Bases 106 to 2214 code for a protein of 702 amino acids.